Seminavis robusta is the source of this 687-nucleotide messenger RNA. The record is from the annotation of a GenBank genome assembly. NCBI's taxonomy places the organism in Eukaryota, Bacillariophyta, Bacillariophyceae, Naviculales, Naviculaceae.
AUGAAUAAUACCCCCGUCCUGGUCCACCAAGCGGCGCUUUUGAACCGCGAAGGAAUUGCUGCCUUGUCCUGUGGCAAUAGCGCCAAAGCCCAUGCUUGCUUCAAGCAUGUAUUGGAGAUCAUGGGGUAUAUCACUCAGUUCCCCAAUCUUCCCCAGGGGCACGCCGCCACUGCCUGGCUUCAAGGGGUUUCUCCCGUGUCGAUCCCCAACUUUGAUAAUGAGCGCUUCUUCAUCUACAACUGCGCCUUGAUGUUUCAGCCCGUCGCGAGUCCUAACUUCACACAGCUGGACAUUACGCUCUAUAGCGCCGCCGCCAUUUUCAACAUGGCCCUCGCGUACCACCAACGCGCCGUUCAGACUGCUGGAUCAUCCUCCGCAAGUGGCAUGUUGCGGAUCGCUGCUCGCAUGUACGAUCAAUGCCUCCAGAUUGUUCGCAGUCUUCCCGCUGGUAUCGAGUCGGAUGCCAGUGCCCUGGUCUUGAUUGUACUGAAUAAUCGAUCUCAUAUCUACUUUGAGACCCAAAAUUACGAAAAGGCAUCGGCCAUGCUCGAUCAUGUGCAGCGGUUAUCCCGUUCCAUGGUCCGUCACAAUGCCGUCGGUGGUCCUGUGCUACAAACUGAAUCCUUUGAGGAAAUUGCACUGAAUGUGUUGGUCACCACUCGACCUUCCACCGCCGCAUGUGCAUAG